UAAAUUUAGAAUAAUAAGCAAAUGAACCCGUUUGAAAAAAAUCGUUUUCUGUUUUGGCCAUAAGAUAGAUUGUUUGCAAACUAAUCAGUUUAACUAAAAAAACAAAACCCCAUUUUCCAUAAGCGUACAUGAAGAUAAUCUUUGAUGCAUAAUUAAAUUAUAUGGCUUUCUAAAGAUGGUUAAAAAAUCGAACACAUCUAUUGUGGUAAUACCUAAUUAUUAAAUACAUGUGUAGUGCAGUGUAACCUUCUCACCAAAUCAAGGAAUAAUACAGAGCAUUUUGUUUGCUACAAGACAAAAUAACCCAGCUCUGACCACCACCUAUUUUUUCUCGAACCCCAAAAGAGUGCAUGAGCGGAAUUAAUUUUGUCCACCCAUUAAUGGAUUUUCAGUAGCCAACAAAUUUUAAUUCAAAGUAACAUUAUAUGUACGAUAAAUAUGGUAGUAGCUUAAUCAAUCAGUAUGUUAGUGUCAAUUAAGAAAAUAAAAUACGUAUAUUAUGAUUAUGAGGAGGUGACUGGGUGCCGUCUGACAUGCAGUAGUCGUUCACUGAAAAAAAAAAACAAUUUACCAAAGUUAACCAUUAUGUUCUUUGUCUGUAAAUGGCCUUCAAGUUAACCAUUAUGUGUGUUUUCUGAUUUUAUCAGUAAACUGAUGACAUCUUUAAAUAUACAUAUUACAUUUUACAUUCAGAGAUAUAUAUUUCCAUAGGUGUCUGCGCAAUAUUAUAUAUGAGUCUCUGAACCAUCAUCCAUUGGUAUUAAGCUGCACAGUUAAAAAAUCAGUUUAGAUAAAAAACGAUUUUACUGAGAGGUUCUUUAUUUUGAAAUACUCUAGACAGGAUACAGAAGAGAUCGCCAUUUAUCUAAAAAGAAGUUAGUAUUUAUUGGUCUUUUUAUUUGAUGAGCAACAAUAAACAAAUGCAAAGGACAAAUUCGUCAAAAGAAAAACAAUGAUAUGGGUUUCAGACAUGAAAAUAUAAAACACCACAUAGCUCCCGAGAAAGAACUGUAUGCUAUUCUCAUCUCUUUCACAAACCCCCCCAAUCUCCAGCAAGAAGGCCAUCUCUCUCUGUCUCAUCGAACCUUAACUCGCUCCCAGCCCCACACACGUCACACGUGUGAUCUAUUCAUCAUCAUGAGCUCCUCCCCAGUCGUGAAAGGCCUAACCGACGAGGAGCACAAAACCCUCGAACCAGUUAUCAAUACUUACCACCAGUUCGAACCGGACCCAACCACUUGCACUUCUCUCGUAGCCCAAAGAAUCGACGCUCCCGCCUCCGUGGUUUGGCCUCUCAUCCGCAGCUUCGACAACCCACAACGCUACAAACACUUCGUCAAAAGCUGCCGACGCGUGUCGGGCGACGGCGGCGUCGGGAGCGUCCGGGAAGUUACUGUAAUCUCCGGCAUCCCAGCCUCCACCAGCACAGAGCGGCUCGAGUUUCUCGACGACGACCACCGUGUCCUGAGCUUUAGGGUUGUUGGUGGAGAGCACCGGCUUAACAACUACAAAUCGGUGACGUCGGUCAACGAGUUCUUGAAUCAAGAUUCCGGAAGAGUCUACACGGUGGUUCUUGAAUCCUACACGGUUGAUGUUCCCGAGGGGAACACGGUAGAGGACACCAGAAUGUUUGUGGACACUGUCGUCAAACUCAAUCUUCAGAAACUCGGUGUUAUCGCCACUGCUGCACCUACGCACGAUUGAUUUCAAAAUUUCAUUUCUCCUUUCCCAUAAUUAUUUACUUAAUUUGCGAGUUUUUUUUCUUUCUAUUUUAAACUACUGGAAGCAAAUGUCUGUCUGGUUCAUAAGUGAAGGAAAACAAUGUUGCCUAAGGCAUAUCAUUUCUCGUUUGUUUCCAAUAAAUGGCUAAUCAAGAGUUAUGUUAUUUGGUAUUCCUUUUUUCUCUAAUUAAUUAUGUUUGUCCUAUUUUGAUGAUGAAUUCGUGAUAUCAAAGAUAGUAUUAA
This is a messenger RNA of Brassica rapa (field mustard), 1964 nucleotides long. RefSeq names its product abscisic acid receptor PYL2. Gene Ontology annotation, biological process: abscisic acid-activated signaling pathway. The record is from RefSeq and is a predicted model, not a curated record. Gene Ontology annotation, molecular function: signaling receptor activity; abscisic acid binding; protein phosphatase inhibitor activity. NCBI's taxonomy places the organism in Eukaryota, Viridiplantae, Streptophyta, Magnoliopsida, Brassicales, Brassicaceae. Gene Ontology annotation, cellular component: nucleus; cytoplasm.